AUGAAGCUUUUGACUAUUUUGACUAUUGUGGAAUUAAUACUUGUGGGUGGUGUACAUGCUACCCCGGCUGCACCGCCUCAACCAGGUUUGAAAAUUGAUGAGAGUAACCGAAAACAACUUGAUGAGUUAGUCCAUCAAUUAGAAAUACUCAACGCUCAGAAUAGCAAGUUGGAGAAUGACUUCACUGAAGAUUACAACCUAAUUCUGAGAGAUCUCGACUAUGAGGACUUGUCGGCAAGAUCUGAUCUUCCGAUAUUAGACACUGUCUUUAGACUUGUCAACAGUUCUGGUGUUGCUAUUCUUGCCACUGAUUUUCUUUUGACACGGGAGCCAUUACUUGACACUGCCAUAGACACAUUGAUACGUGCCAUUGAUGAACAAUGGGUAAACAUUACUACAAUAUUUAUCGCUCUUGAUCAAUCAGGUUUACUUUUAGAUACAUUAAUGCAUUCUAUUAAAGAUCCGGAUGUGUUACCUGGCUUAUUGAGAAUCACAAAAGAAGUGAUUAAUCAAUCUGGAUUCCGGAUUUUCAACGUUCGAGAAACCAAAGAUCUUGCCGAUCAAUCGCCAGAAGAUUCUACUUCUAUAGAUGUCUUUAAAAGGGAGAAUUCCUUGUUGGUGUUACUAUUCACAUCUUUGAAAGAUUCAGGUUUGGUUGUUUCUUUGACUAACCAUAUUCUAACGACCCCAGAAUUGGCUCCUGGUGCAGCUCACUUUGUAUGGAGAACAUUAAAGUUGCGGCCCCUGACACUCUAUAAAAUAUUUGAUGCAUUGAAAAGAUCUAAUUUAAUUUGGAAUUUGCUUAGAGAGAUUAUCAAUGUUCCAGCAAUUUUAUCAAAUUUUAGCACAAUUAUCACUCAAACUAUUUCCCUGAAACUUAAUUUACAAUGA
Messenger RNA from Candida albicans SC5314, 891 nucleotides. RefSeq lists its product as uncharacterized. The transcript has a single exon. Bases 1 to 891 code for a protein of 296 amino acids. Lineage: Eukaryota; Fungi; Ascomycota; Pichiomycetes; Serinales; Debaryomycetaceae. The record is from RefSeq and is a predicted model, not a curated record.